AUGACAAGUGAAAAGGGAACCGUGCUGAUAAAUAAUGCAAAGGAGCUCAUGGACUUCAGUAAAGGAGAGGAGGAGAUGAUGGAGGCUCAGGUGAAGGCCAUCAAGGACGCUGGUGCCAACCUGGUGGUAACUGGGGGAAAGGUGGCUGACAUAGCGCUGCACUACGCCAACAAGUACAAGCUCAUGGUUGUCAGGCUGAACUCCAAGUGGGACCUCAGGAGGUUGUGCAAGACUGUGGGAGCUGUAGCACUGCCCAGGAUGACGGCUCCAACUCCAGAUGAGAUGGGUCACUGUGACAACGUGUACCUGUCAGAGGUGGGGGACACUCAGGUGGUGAUCUUCAAACAUGAGAAAGAGGACGGUGUCAUCUCAACGGUGGUGAUCAGAGGCUCCACUGACAACCUGAUGGAUGACAUUGAGAGGGCUAUUGAUGAUGGCGUCAACAGCUACAAGGUUCUGGUCAGGGACAAGCGACUGGUACCUGGAGCAGGAGCCAUUGAGAUUGAGCUGGCCAAACGGAUCACCGCAUACGGAGAGUCCUGCCCGGGUCUGGAGCAGUAUGCCAUUAAGAAGUUUGCUGAAGCCUUCGAGGCUGUGCCACUGUCGUUGGCUGAGAACUCUGGUGUGAAGGGAAGCGAGCUCCUCUCUAAAAUGUACUCUGCGCAUCAUGAGGGAAACAAAAACAUUGGUUUUGACAUUGAGGGAGAAGGCCCCGCUGUGAAGGACAUGCUUGAAGCUGGCAUUCUGGAGCCUUACCUGGUCAAAUACUGGGGUGUCAAACUGGCCACCAACGCUGCCAUCACAGUACUGAGAGUUGACCAGAUCAUCAUGGCUAAACCAGCAGGAGGACCCAAACCUCCUCCCCAGGGCAAGAAGGACUUUGAUGAGGAUGACUAAAUCUGAUGCCAUCCAGCUGAUGCUUCUUUAACCCUGAACGCUCCCACUUGGAUUGACAAAACCUUUUCUACUUGUUUAUUUGAAGCUUAACAGUUCGGUUUAUUUUGUAGAAAUGACCACACAUUGGUUAACAAAUAUGUGAAAGUAAGAUGUAUGGAUGGCACUGUUUGCUUUAUUUUUCUAGGUCCCAAAUAAAAGGCACUUGGGCUAUCA
This is a messenger RNA of Cottoperca gobio, 1110 nucleotides long. RefSeq names its product T-complex protein 1 subunit theta-like. Gene Ontology annotation, molecular function: ATP binding; ATP-dependent protein folding chaperone. The record is from RefSeq and is a predicted model, not a curated record. Lineage: Eukaryota; Metazoa; Chordata; Actinopteri; Perciformes; Bovichtidae.